Messenger RNA from Knipowitschia caucasica, 435 nucleotides. The record is from the annotation of a GenBank genome assembly. NCBI's taxonomy places the organism in Eukaryota, Metazoa, Chordata, Actinopteri, Gobiiformes, Gobiidae.
AUGCAGCAGCAACUCUGGGAGAAGGAUGAAACUAUUAGACAGCGGCAGGAGGAGCUGGAGCAAGAGCAAGAACAGGCCAUGAUGCAGCAGCAGCUCCGGGAGAGGGAUGAAACUAUUAGACAGCGGCAGGAGGAGCUGGAGCAGGCCAUGGUCAGGGAAAAUUCUGAAGAGAUAAAACAGACCAAGGCCCAUGUGCAGCUGGAGUUGGAACGACUGGAGGUCAGAAGACUUCAGGAGAGAGGGGAGCAUGAGAACAAGACCGGGCAGAGUGUGGAAAAGGAACAUGAAGCAGCAGAGAUGACCUUCCAAGGAAAGCUGCAGCAGUGGCUUUCCAACGAGGUCAAGCAUUUUGGUGAAGAACAUGUGGCUCCAGGAGAAGUGCAGACGUCGAGUCAGAGCAAAGAGGCCUGGAACACAGAAGAAACUAUUGUCUAA